This is a messenger RNA of Cordyceps militaris CM01, 3183 nucleotides long. Its product is annotated as C-5 cytosine methyltransferase DmtA. Gene Ontology annotation, molecular function: methyltransferase activity. The record is from RefSeq and is a predicted model, not a curated record. Lineage: Eukaryota; Fungi; Ascomycota; Sordariomycetes; Hypocreales; Cordycipitaceae. The transcript has 6 exons. Gene Ontology annotation, cellular component: nucleus. The coding region runs from base 1 to 3183 and encodes 1060 amino acids.
AUGCAGACGCAACAGCCCCGUGCUGGCCGGCCUCGGAUGGAGGAACCCGACGCCGACAUCAGCGGCCACGAUGAAGAGAGUUCCCGUCGGGCCCGAAUGCGUCUGGCGCAGCGCAAGUACCGCUCCAAGAAGCACGACGCCCUCGCCGCUGCUGAGCUCAAGGCCACCGCGCUGGAAAGCGCCUUGCGCGGCACCCUCUCCGCCUUUCGCAGUCUGCAGACCUCGCUCCUCCAGCAGCCCGCUGGCCACGUGCCGCUAGAUGUCGCCGUCGCUGUGUCCCAAACGUCGCUCGAAAUCUCCAGCCUCCUGCACAGCAGCGGCGUGCAGGCGCAGGACACGCUGGGCUGCCAGCUGCUCGACUGCGCCCAGACAACGUGCGCACGGCGGGUGCUCUCGGAGCGGCUGACGCGUGCUGUGGCCGAGCUGAACCUGCAAUCGCUGAAAACCGGUGGGCUGGGGUGCUUCACGCCGGAGCUGCUCGCGGGCCUCGACGCGCGGCCCAGCGAGAUGCUGCUGGCGCAGCCGCAGACGCAGACGCCGGGCGCGACCGACAUGGACUACGCCGGACGGUGCAUCCUUCCGCCGCUGUACCGCAAGACGGAGGGCGUGGGCUACACGGUGCUGCGGCUGGCACCGCCUAAGCUGCAGCGGCUGCAAUACGGCCUUACUCGCACGUGGUUCGACACGGACGUGCCGGCGCUCGCGGGCGAGUGGCUCGAGGCUGUCGAUGUGGAGGAGUACCUGGCACAGCGCGGCAUCCACGUCCGCGAUCCGGCGCAAAAGGUCGUCACGCUGCGUCUCGGCGGGAGCGACGCCGAGGGGGACAGCUCGCCGACGUCUGCGCAGCCGUGCUGGGAGCCGGAGCUGCCCGACUGGACCAUCUUUGGCAUGCAGCUCGACGAGCAGCAGGAUGUGCCCCGCGGCUCGCGCGCCGUCGUGGCGACGCCGGAAGGGAUGGGGCAGCUGGCUAUGCCGCCGCAGGGCAAGAUUUCAAUCGAUGUGGACAAGCUGAUUACGGGGCUGUCGCGUCGGAGCAUCUGUCUCGGGCCGGCCCCAGGGAUCCGCAGACAUCAUGUCGACGAAGCGAUACAGGAAGCUAGACUCGGUGUGGGGGAUGAGUUGGGCUGGAGCUUCGCACGGCGCGCUGCGAAAGCAUUCCCCAAUAAACUCAUGCUCCAAGCUCGGCGGUUCAACCUCCACUUCACCACGUUAGGAACAGAGCACCCUUCAGACUUGCCACAAUCCGAGGACGAGUACGAUCUCGGUAAUGCAUCAUUAUCGGCAGGACAUGGUGCUCCCUUGGGAGGAUACAAGAAGCGACGACGACAUUUACGUCCGCCCGCGAUACCGAAAUCGAUACAGAUCAUUGAAGAGGAUGCAGAGUCUAAUGUACUCUUUGCCGCUGAGGUCAUCGACCUGACCAAGGACGAUUCGGAAAGGUUGAUUCAGCACCAUCGCGCCGACGAGACCGAGCUUGACUCGGUGACGGCACCAUGCGGUACUGAAGUCAAGCCUAACAACUGCAUUGCAGUCCGCGACACAUAUUUGGGCGAGCUGAAGAUUGACUUUGUGCGAGUCACGGCCAUCAUUCGCGAUGCCUAUGGGACUAUCCACAUCCGUGGAAUACCAUUCACUAGGCUACGACAUUUGAACGAAAAAGUCCGGGAUAGAGUCAACGAAGUCUGCAUGGUUCUUCACAUCCACCAGCAGCCCGGCCAGAAAGCCGAUCCCCCAGUAUUAGUUGACGUGCUGCCAGACUGCGUUAUUCGCUGGCGAAAACUCAUCCUAACAAAUGCCAGAUAUCCAGCGCACACCGUCGACGUGGACCGAUACGCCCGUCCGCACCGCUCACUGGAGCAGCAAAGGAGAGUGGUUGAGAGAUCAGGGCCCAUUAUCUGCCGAUGGAGCAUCACCAUCAUUUACUCAAUCAACGCCGCGAACAAAACCAAGGCAGAAGAGGAAAUGAUCCAACAUUUACGAAGCGAAGACCUAGUUAGCGAUGAACACCGCGUACCCGACAUUAAAACUUCGGAAUUAUGGCGAGGCCCUCGUAAACGCGGGGGAGCUUGGAACGCGCCGCCAGAAGAAAGACCACUCCAAGCACCGAUAUCACGACGCCCUGAUCAGUCGUAUACACUUUUUGACUCCUUUUCCGGAGCUGGAGGGGUAUCUCGGGGCGCUCAGGACGCAGGCUUUAAGGUACGCGGCAACUUUCCGUACACGUGCCUCUACGAGUGCGAUACUAAGAAGUACGCCGGCAAGAAGUCGCGGAAGCCAGUCGACGUCCUGCACUUGUCGCCGCCGUGCCAAGUCUGGUCGCCUGCACAUACCCAUACCGGUCCCAACGACGCCGCCAACACCGAGGCCCUCUAUACCUGUCGCAACCUCAUUAAGCAGACGCAGCCUCGCAUCGUCACCCUCGAGCAGACUUUUGGUAUCACGCACGCUAAGCACAUUAAACACUUUUGGGCCCUCAUCCGCGACUUUACCGACCUCGGCUACUCGGUCCGAUGGAGCAUCAUCCGACUCUGUACCUGGGGCUCGCCGCAAGACCGGAAACGCCUCAUCUUGAUUGCUUCUGCACCGGGCGAGCGUCUACCGCCGUUUCCCGCCCCGACGCACUCGGAACACGGCCGCAACGGCACGAAGCGGUUUAAUACCGUAGCCAGUACCCUCGCGCGUGUGCGCGCCGAUGACGACCUGCACCGGCCGGAUCAGGUGCAGUCGUUUGACCCGCCUCGCCCGGCGUGGGACGCGCACACCCUCGGCCGCACUAUUACGACCGGCGGUGCCAACGCCUACCACCCGAGCGGGCGUCGCGACUUUACACUCCGCGAGCUGGCCUGCCUACAAGGCUUCCCCGCGACGCACCGCUUCGUUGGUACUAAGACCAAGAUUCGGCGGCAAAUUGGCAACGCGUUCCCGCCCAAUACAGUGUACGUGCUGUACAAGCACCUGCACGAAUGGCUGCUGCGGGAGGACAAUGUAGAUUGCCUGCCGGAUGAGGAUGUCAUGGUCAUUGACGACGAUUCGGAUUCUUCAGGGGCGGAGAGUGUGUAUUUUGACGAGGUGCGACUUUCGCCAGCUAUGGACGAUGUCGUCAUGGGGGACGCUGACGACGAGGUAAUUUUCGUUGGAACAAGGGCGGGGUGUGACGAUGAUUGCUUUGUGGAUUUGACGUAG